Molecule: messenger RNA, 1808 nt
Organism: Suillus clintonianus
Lineage: Eukaryota; Fungi; Basidiomycota; Agaricomycetes; Boletales; Suillaceae
Product: cytochrome P450
Exons: 12
Coding region: 187-1674 (495 amino acids)
Molecular function (GO): monooxygenase activity; oxidoreductase activity, acting on paired donors, with incorporation or reduction of molecular oxygen; iron ion binding
Source: RefSeq, a predicted model, not a curated record
CUUAAUUGACUCUUACAUUCCAGAAUCUGAAACAGUAUAAUAUCCGCCCCCUAACCAGAAAUUCCAGAAUGGGGAUCAGAAUCAGGAUGAGCGCGAUCACAUCAGUGUCAUAGCGCGCUCAGGCUCUCGGACGCCAAUGAUUUGAAUAUAAAAUGGAGACUGAAGUACCCGGGGUUCUGAUCGAAGAUGUUCACAUUAAGCCAUCUCUGUGCAUGUUUUUGUACUCUGGCUCUGGCGAGUUGGGCCUUUGGAAGAUUCAGACGAUUACCUCUCCCCCCAGGUCCACCCAGAAAAUUUUGGUUCGGAAAUGAGGAGAUAUUGCCUUGGGACCAUCCGUGGAGGCAGUAUGCUGCCUGGUCCAAAACAUUUGGGCCCUUAAUAUACCUUUAUGCCUACGGUCGGGAUAUCCUCAUUGUCAACGAAGCCAGCGCGGUCACGGACCUGUUGGAAACGAAGUCUACGCUUUAUGCCCGCCGUCCAACUUGGUCAAUGGUAGCUCUCACCGGACGGCAAGACAACAUCGCAUUUAUGGAUCAUAAUGAGAGGCAGAGAAAGGCCCGGGCACUUCUUCAAGGUGCUCUAAAUCCAAGGGCGCAAAAAUCUUGGGGCCCAAUCCUUGAAGAAGAGACCACUAGCUUAAUGCUGCAGAUAGCACAAUCUCCGGAGUCAUUCAGGCAACAUAUUCGAAGGUACCUUGGGACUUAUAUCACGCGAUUCACAUACGGGAGAACAGUAGACGAUUCCGAACUCAAACUGGGGGACGAAAUCUCUAUUCACACCCAACAAGCUUUGCGGCCUGGACGAUGGCUUGCUGAUGCUGUGCCUCUAUUAUUAUAUUUACCGGACUGGUUCCCUGGAAUGGCCUUCAAACGAUGGGCGAGGGGUGCUAGGACAAAGUUCAUCGAUUACACUGCUCAACCUUUUCAACAGGCACGCAGUUCUGUUCUUGACGGUACUGAGAUGCAGGGAAUGGUGCCCGACGCACUCAGUGAGAUCAUUGCAGGGACAUCGAAAUAUAAGGAGGAAGAGCUCGUCUCUGCAGCAUCGAGCAUCCAUACAGCCGCAAUAGAGACUACGUAUGCGAUACUUAUGAACUUCUUGAUAUUGAUAAUGGCGCACCAAGAUGUUCAAGAAAGGGCUUACCAAGAAAUUGCGAGUGUCACUGAGUCUACCAGACAACCACUACUGUCUGACAUGACUGCGAUGCCAUACAUUGAUGCGGUAAUAAGGGAGGUUCAUCGCUUCAAUCCAGUGACACCCAUGAUCCCAAGGUCACCCGUCAAAACCGACUCGUACAAGGGCUACCGUAUUCCACAGAAUACCUGGGUGAUGUUCAACAUAUGGGCAAUGACUCAUGACCCAAACAUCUACCGAGAUCCUCAUCAGUUUAUGCCUGAGCGGCAUUUACCUUUGGGUCAUGAAGACAGCGCGAAGGAUCCCCGAGAUUUCACGUUUGGAUUUGGAAAAAGAAUAUGCCCUGGCUUGAACCUUGCAAACGUACAGAUCUUCUUGUUCGUCACCCAAUUGCUGGCUACUUUUGAAGUCAGACCGCCGUUGAAAGCUGACGGUACCGAAGAAGACGUGGUCAUUGACUAUUCGUCGAAUUUCGUGAGCCUUCCAAUGCCAUUCAAAUGUCGUCUCAUACCGCGUAGUGGAAAUGCCAUUCUUUAUUGAACUUACAUUUUGCGGAUGAAAAUUGCGAUCAGUACAGCCUGUCUGGGUUGUAUAUUUCUUCGUGCGAGACCAAAGAAUGUACUUAGGUUAACGUCGAGUGGUACAGUUCGCGUUACAACCAGGUUCGAAUGUCG